Anas platyrhynchos (mallard) is the source of this 8603-nucleotide messenger RNA. NCBI's taxonomy places the organism in Eukaryota, Metazoa, Chordata, Aves, Anseriformes, Anatidae. The record is from RefSeq and is a predicted model, not a curated record.
GGCCCAUGAAAUGUACAGCAUAACAAUUUCUGUUACUACAGUCUGUCACUUUUCAGCAAGUGUUACCAAUUUGAAGUUAAUAUGGAUUUCAUUCUAGCAAAAGGAUGUUUGUUAGGAAUUGCUUUUGCAAUAGGAAUGUCUGUGUUUUUAUCUUCCUUCUUCCUGCCAUUUGGGUCUUGUAUGUAGCUCAUCCCCUCUAGUUUCAUCUGUAAACUAUUUAAACAACAGAUUGUAUUAAAGCAGUUAAAGUUGAAGUGCUACAGUCUUCAGGAGAUCAAGUUGUAGCGUACUGGGAGGAGAGCAGAGGGAGAUUGAAUGCCAUCGGUGUCAGGCAUUGUCCUGUUUAACCUGUUGACAUUGUCUUCUUCACGUGUACUCAGUCUCUCAGUCUUUCAAAUUUGUCUCAGGGUAGAUUAAAGGUUUUUUUUUUUAUUAUUUUUUUAAAUUAUGUCUAGCCCUUUUUACACUUCUUAAUGUGAUAUAUCCAUGACCUCCCCUUUCAUGGGGGUCUAAAGUUUAGCCACUCAGUGCGAAAAGUAUUGUGCCAUUGAACUUAACCUGCUUCAGCUGUCACUACUUAGGCUCUGGGCAGCAAAUCCAUAGGCUUCUCCUCAGUUCCUGUGCCAUACAGAACAGCUUUCACACACAAACUGUUAUCUCAGCCCUUCCUUUUAUACACUUAGAUAUAAGCUCCCUAAGCCUCGUAUCUUAGGUUUGUUUUCUAUUCCCAGCUUGGCUUUGCUUUCACUUUGAACACUGACCAUCUUUUGAUGUAUGGCAGUUCUUGUAGUAGUCUUACUAAUGCUGUUUACUGAGUGAACUGCUACCAGAUUACUUAAUGCAGUGCUGUUUCCAAAUUGGUUUCUUCAAAAUCUUUUCUGCUGCAAUAUUGGUCUCAAGUCUUGUACUGAGAAUUACUUUUAACAACCUCCAUGUCCUUCAAAGCUACUGCAGUCCCUGGCAUCUUCACCAUUCUUUAGGUAUAAACCACUGUUCUGCCCUCAACUGAAUCUAUUAUCCUUUAAAAAGAAUUAGAAAAAUAGCUUCUAACAAAACAUGCUGACCAGGCAUGGUUAUUCAGGACACCAUAGGAUGUCAUAGGUUGAAAGGGACCUCCAAAGGUCUGUAGUCCAAUCUCCUGCUCCAAAGAACCACGGGUGAAGCAGCACCACAUCAGCUCAUGUUAUGAGUAUCUUCAAGGAUGGUGAUUUCACAACCUCCCUGGGCGACCUUUGCCAUGUUUGACCGUGAUUAAGAUAAAUAUUUCUCCUUUAGACUGAGUCAAAAUUUUUCAUGCACACUUGUGCAUACUGUUAACUUAGAGAUGUCUUACAAACUGAGCCUGGAUAUUUAUUUUUGUUUACACCCUCCUUUCAGGUAGCUGUUGACCACACAGAGACCUACUGCCUUUCCUUCUCCAGGUUGAACAACACUCAUGCCUGCCAACCCCUGACCAGCCUGGCAGCCCAUAGGAUCUGUGUGGGAGCACAAAGCUAAGCACUCUAGCAUGUGGUCCUGCAAGUGCUGAGGGGAAUGAAAGAACCACCUCUGCCAACCUCCUGGCUACGAUCGUGCUAGUGCCACCCAGGAAGCUGUUGGCUGGAAGGUGAAUUGCCAGCUCAGGGUCAGGUUGGCCACCAGGAACCACCACGUCUUUGCCUGUGAAGCUGCAUUCUAGUCACUGCCCCCAGCCUGUACUUUGUAGGACCUUGCCCUUGUGGUUUUUUUUGGAUUUAAUUCAGUUCCUUUCAGCACCCUGUCUCUCUGGCCUGUCAAUCUCCUCCAAAAGGCAGUUCCACCUUCCUGCAGAGUGACUGCUCCCCUCAAUUUGUUGAUCAACAACUAGCUUGAUGAGAGUGUUCCCUCCUUGUCUUCCAGGUUGUUAAUAAAGAAUGAAGUGGUACUGGCUCAGGGAUUGAUCCUGGAGUCACGCAGUCAUACUGCUGAGCACCACACUUGGCAGGAAAACCUGCCAGUUUUCCACCAACAUCAUUUUCCAUUUAUCCAAUCCACAUCUCAUCAAUUUGACUAUAAAGGUGAUAUGGGAGACUCUGUCAAAGGCUUUGGUAAAGUCAAAAUAUACAAUAACCAUUUGUUUCCCCUUGUCCACACAGCCAGUCAUCUCUAUGCUACAUAUAUCAGUGCUAUGAAAAUAACUAAAUGUAUUUCUAUGUCAAAAUUAAUUUGUCAUAAUCCAAAUGUUUACCUUCAACAACUGGUCUACUUUGCUUUUAAGCAACAGUAGCUGUUGAUUGUCUUCACGUAGCCUGAAGAUAAGUAUUUAACUAUAAAAUCAUUUUCAAACCAUAUUGUGCUGAUCAAGUUCCCUAACUUUUCUUAUGCUUACUAAAAAUGCUAAUCUCAAAAAUAACAUUACAAGCCCUAGAACAACAAAAAUACAUUUAUAGGUAUCCAUAUAUCUAAUUUUAGCCUCUUUAUUUAGGAUAAAGAAAUGGAGGAAAUUACUGCAGUAAUUGGUAAAAGUCUUAAUGAAGUACUAACCUACACGUACAUGACCUUGGUCCACAAGACACUUGUUCUCCCACUCCAACUCCCAAACCAUCUGGCAAAGCCCAUAUUUAGACUUGCUGUCCUCUGCCAACCCAGCCAACUGGUGUGGUCUGGGCUCAUCCUUACGUGCACUCUGUGACCUAGUUCCUGAGAUCUCACCUAGUUAGGUUAGGACACCUCGUAAUCCCUGAGUUGAGGCUGGGACCUGAAAGUAUCCUGGAGAGGAGGUCAAAGAAGCGUCUCCUGGGGCAGCCAGAGUACACUGUGGCUCAGUUCCAGCAUGCUCUCUACUCUCAGACUUUCUUGUGAUUCCAGGGCCCUUCCUGAGACAUCUGAAUAUAUCCUCCUGUUUGACAACUCUUCGCUAGGCUGGUUAAAUUCUUGAACCAGUUCUUACAAUAGUUCUUCAGAAAACCUGGUAACGAGUGGUUACCGGUUAGCUCCCUUGGUGUUAAGAUUUUACUGUUGCAGGCAGUGUACAGCAUUAUUAUGAAUGCUAACCUAAGUUCAAGUCAAUACUGAAAUUACUGGUUUGGUCUGGAAUGUUUUCAAUAUGUAUUUAGAAAAGGUAUUAUUCAGUAAAUCCUGAAGGCAGAAUAAGCAGCAACACUUAAAUGCAGUUACAGUACAGUAUUUGUCUAAAUUUUUGUUUCCUGAUUAGGUAUCUCAGAUAAUUUUAUAUUCAAUCCACAACUGAAGUGAUAAUUCACUGAUUAGAUAAUAGCAUAAAUUAUAACUAGAGACUGUCAAAUAUCACCUCCUGCCCUAAUACGUAUCAGAUAAAUGAAAUUAAAAUGACUUUUUACAGUCAGGCUUUUCAUUCUCUGGUCUACCCUCACACAGGAGAUCUUACUGGAUCACUAAGCCAGCCAGAAACUGUCUGCUUUUUUUCUGGCUCUUUGCCUCCUGGUUUUCUGUUGGGUUAGUUAGCAAAUGGAAUUGGCUCAUAGAGAUUGACACGUUCCUGAACUGGCAUAAGGCAAGCAGCAGGUGUAUGCAGCUAAAGGUGAGGAUCAGGACCAGGCCAUUUCAGGAUCAGCAAGGUGUCAUGUUGGCCCAUCCCAAUGUCACCUUAGGGCUAAAAUUCACAACAUUUCACAAAAGACGAGCCAACUUUUGGAUGCCAAGGCUGAUUUAUGCUACAACAAACUAAUGGUAAUACAUAACUUGUUUUAAACUUGGGAAGCGGCAUGUCUGCUACCCAACAAGCUCUAGCAUUAUCAUAUAUGGCUUGCUGACCAUGCAGCAGAAGUAAAUGAGAACCUACACUCUUUGUUCUUUCAUAGCAUGGCAGUAAGGCAAAAUUAUAGCCCAUCUUCCUAAGAAAGGGAAUUGCAAGUUUCUGUAGUAAGCACUUGGUCCCAUGAACUGGUGAGUUGAUCCCUUGCACCAACCAGUACUUUUCUGAGCAGCUGAUGAGCUAUUUCAGCUCACUAACCAGCCAGAACCACAUGGUUUGAUUUUUUUUUUUUCCAAGUUUCCCAGUUUUUAUGGGCUGUAUGGGCUUGUUGAAGCGUUAUUGAAUGUCAGAGCUGGCACUGAAACAGAUGGAGAAGGUGACAGGGAGAGCGGCAGAGGUGAUGCCACCCUUGCAGCAGUAGGCCAUUAGAUCAAUUCAGUCUACCUCAUGAAGCUUUGCCUUAAGAAAGACGAGGAAGCAUCUGAAAUCCCUUGCUUAAAAAUCAACAUCAAACAUUUUUAAGCUUGUAUACAGGCCAAUAUAGGACACAGAUUAAAAUACCAGCCAACAUAUAUUGGCUCGUUGGCUCUAUUGAACUGAUCGGUGUCAAUUAAGACCGAUUAUUCUAAGAUCUUCCAUCAUGUCACAGGUUAGGCACUUGCAAACUGCACACAGCACCGACUACCAUUACUAAGGAAGCUACAAGGGGUAGGCACUUCACAUGUGGCUCAGAGAAUUUAUGGAAUUAUUUUCCAUCCCAAAGAAGCGCUUAAAAAAAAAAAAUCAACACGUAUUUGCGUUUCGGCCCCGGCCCCUUCGCCCUCAGGCGGCCGCCAUGCAGGCGGCGGCCGUUACCCGGCGCAACGGCGGCGGCGCCAUGAGGGAGGGCGGCGAGCCCGAGGGGCUGGCGCUGGAGCUGGAGCGGGAGCGGGGCAAGCAGUGAGCGCCCGGCGCGGGGCGGCGGGCACGAAAUGGCGGCCGCGGGCUCCACACGGGUGGAGCCCCGCACGGGGGCAAAUGCUUGAAAACUCAAUAUUUGAAUUGAGAAACACAGUAAAAGAACUGGAAAAGAGACUUAGCAGUGUUGAAGAUGAAGGUAAUGAAUGGAAAACCAGAUACGAGAUGCAAGUAGAAUUGAAUAGACAGCUGGAAAGGCAAAUUAGUAUUCUAAAAGGCAAAAUGGAGCUUAUUCGUGGAAACCCAACAGAUAAAUUGUCCAUUAUUCGCAUCUUUGAUCAAAUGCCUGUGGGUUCCUUGAAGGAGGUUCUUAAACAACUAGAAGAAGAGAAGAAAAGUCUCCAGAAUCAGCUAAAAGAUUAUGAACUUAGACUGGAACAAGAGGCAAAGGCUUACCACAAAGCUAAUGAUGAGCGGCGCAUGUACCUCUCAGAGAUCUUACAGGCUUCAUCUACACUUACAGUUGUUGAAAGGCAAAAAGCAGAUGCUCUGAGAGUCAAGGGAGAAAGCCAGAUAUUGAGGGAGAGAUGCGGCAUUCUACAAAACCCGAAGAUGGUAAAUCCUCAAAAAGGACAGAUAAAAAAGACUGUAGGAGUGAAGCAGCUUCCAAAACUAAAGCACUGAUUUAUAUACAUGCAAAGAAUUCCAAUCACGUUUCUUCUUCUUCUUCUUUUUUUUUUUUUAACUGAAAAUUUCUAAAUUCAAAAUGAAUGUAUUUGUGCUGUAUUAUACUGAGCCCAGACCCAGUGCAUCUUCUUGGCAGCCCUAGUGUAAGUGUUCAUCUUUGCCUGAUGAAAUUGUUCUUCUAGUUGCCAUCUUUGUUCUGGUGAGCUCUGACCUUUUCCAUUCUGGUUCUCAUCAGUGAUUCUGGGCAUCAGGGAAGUGGGAGCCUUGGAGGACAUUUCAUUUGUUUAUAGCCAAUGUAGAUCCUUGAACUCUGACUGCACAAUAACUUGAAAAUAAAUAAGCCUUUAACAUUUUUGACCUCUCAACGAAGAAGAAAAAAAAAGCACUGAUUUAAUCUGAAAUGUAAUCUCUCUGCCCAAAUAGUGAAUCUCAGAGAAAAUUCCAUCCAAGGGCAUCCCCCCUUGGUGUAGCAUCAAAGAGAGCCUCUCAAGUAGCUUGGUGCUGGUACAGCUGGACACGUUUUUCAUGUGGCUUUUAAAAAGACCAACACAUAGUUUAUUAUCCAGUCUGAUUUCUUACAUGACACCAUACAGUAGAGCUCUUUUACAAUAUCAAAUUGUUUUGUUUUGUUUUGUUUUUUCCCAUGAACUUUACUGCUCCAACAGAGAGAUGAAACACCUCCAAAUUUAACUUUUUAAAAAGCUGGCAUGCCACAGAUCCAAUGUUGACCACUACCUUUCCUUUGCAUGGUUUAGAAGCAUGCCUCCAUGUCCAUCUGCUUUAGGCACUACUUAUGGGGAGAAAUGAAAGACAAAUGAGCAUUUUUAAGGAUUCUUUAGAGCCUGUCUUGUGGAGGGCUGUUCCUUUUAAACACUACAUACACUUUAUGUUUCCUGAUAUGCUAUGUUGCUAAUUGGGAAUUUGAAUUCUCAAAUUAAUUUUUGUAUCCACAGCCUGGGUUCCAUAAAAAUCUCUAUGUAUUCUUCAGUGGCACUGAUUUGUGUAUUUUUAGGGUCCAUAAUAGUGCUGGUCUUUAAAGUUGGUCUCUUCAAUGAACAGUAGGACUACAUUGAACUUUAAUUUUCAAGCAUGCAAUUAUUGUUGCAGUUUCAUUACCUACAACAUUUUAGUCAUUAAACUUUGACGGAAUUUUUUUAAGUGGCAACAGAAAAAAAUGUUUUGAUAAUGAAGCUCCAAGCCUCUAGGUUACAUCUUAAAAGCUCUUGGCAGAGCAAAUGUGAUUGAUUGACUGCCCUUUAUUAUUUUAAGAGCAUCCCUAGCACUUUGCAAUACCUACUAAGGCUUUUUGCCUCUUUAAGAGGAGUACAAAUAGUUCCUUAUUACUGGCAGCAUUAAAGUGAGGCUGUAAUUAAACUCUUACAAAAAGAUCAAUGAUGUCAUCCUAAAACGCAGGGAGAGAAGACCUGCAGUAUUGUGCAGCAUAUUCAGUAUGCAAACCUCAUUUGUUCUCUUACACAGGGUGGGAUGUAUUACAGAUAUUUCUAAUGUUACUACGAUGCACCUGGUAUCAUUCUUUCUUUAGCAGGCUGGUCGGCAUAGCACAGCUGAUUAGGGUGUCUCUCUUCCGUUCCUGUUUUUUACAUGGAAAGUUUCCAAAUUCUGAUUGUGCUGGCAUUUGUCCUUGCGGAGAAGGAGAUGGAAAAAAAUCACCAUAAUAGUUCUGUUGGCACAAAAGACAAGGGACAUCUGCAGUAGUGAAGAAUAUCCAGUUCUUGGAUUCAUGCAGCAAACAUUUAUCACUGCUCUCUCUGAAGCAAACGUUAGUCAAUGCAUUCAACUUCAGGCCAUGUAACACCUCAAAAGGACUGAAAACUUUGUGCAAGCACGGAAGAGCAGCAUCUAUUCAAAGCAGGAGACUUGAUCAAUUCCCUAAUGGGUAGUCCUUACUAAGGUAACAGUUUUGAAGCUUAAAAGGAGACUUUUAUUGGUACAGUUGGUGCAGUAAUGACCUGAGAAGAGGAGCAGACUAUGUCCCUCUUAGUCCCUGUUUCAGCUUGCCAGGAACAAGCUCAGGAUUUGAAACUCAGCAGUAUGAUAAUUAAGCACUGAAACAUGUGUUUCACCAUACUAAUUACGUGUCCAGCUGUAGCAUUUGCUUUGCAAAGCGGUUGUAGCUCUCUACUGAUGCGGUUUAAAUUGGCAUUUCAUUCUCCUCAUGUCUUUCUGAAAAUAAGGGCAUGCUGAUGACUAAGUUUGUUGAGUCGAGUUUCUUUGCAGCAGCUAAAAGGUAGUUCUUGGUUUCAAAAGAAAACUGUGGGUUCAGAAGAACUACGGUUUCAAGGGAAAUCCAAGAACUGUGGUGAAAACCAAGAACUUCUUCGGUGUUACAUCUUUGGACCUCAAUAACACUUUUAUUUACACUGUUAGUUUUUGUUGGUUGGUUGGUUGGUUUUUCAUUUGAGUUGGGUCAGGUUUUUUUGGGGUGGACAGGUGUUUGAAAUUCCUGGAUUUGUUUUGUGUAGACUUUUCUCACUGGUACACUCUACUUUGAAAUGAUUCGUGCUUACAUUUGCAGCAAUGAACACUUGCAUGUCUUUACACAUCUUCUAUAUGAAAGGUUUCAGUGCAUUUAAGAGUCAUUAAUCCUUCAAUGCACAGUGUGUACUAUUAUUCUCAUUCUAGGCCCAGAAGACUGAAUCACAGAGCUAGGUUUAUUUAAACUAGAGAUGGGAGCAUAGUGAAGUCUGUUUUUUUUCUCUGUUUUCAUGACAGGGUGACCUUUUGCAGUUUUGUUAAGCCAUUGUAAGGUAAAUUUUAUCUCCUACGAUUUUUCUGUGUGGCUUAUUCUAAACAGUGGGUGAAGACAAAAAUAGGAAAUUGAAUUGCUGAUGGUUGUGGUCAGUGAGUGAAUGGAACGAAAUGCCAGAGGAAGGCAGGAUUAGAGCUGAAGGUUUGAAUCUGGCCAAACUUCUUCCUGCGGUACAGAAUAUAGUUGGGAUUUCAGAUGGAUUGGUUGUAGUGUAAGUGUCCAUAAUCAGUGGACCGGGAAAUUUGAUCUCGUAACUCUUGGGACUUGAGAACACACUUCCUUUACGUGGUUACUCACGUAACUCCACCAGUUUCAGACAAGUCAUGACAUUGAGGUAACUAUGGCAUUUAAAGUACUUAGCCCUAUUGUUGCUGGAAAAUAUGAAUUAAAAAAAUAAAAUUCUGCUAAGCAAACAUGAUAUCCCAAACAUGAUUUCACUACUGUUUUUUAAAUUCUUGUGAUGUAGAGGUAUUGAUUCACGAUUUUUCUUUUUAAUAAAUCAGUAUAGCAGCACUGAAUUCCUCUAUGGCAGAAUAAAAAUAAAAUGUUUACUGGAUA